Messenger RNA from Gekko japonicus, 2178 nucleotides. It is a transcript of the gene SLC2A6, whose product is annotated as solute carrier family 2 (facilitated glucose transporter), member 6. The annotation marks the transcript as partial. The record is from RefSeq and is a predicted model, not a curated record. Gene Ontology annotation, molecular function: transmembrane transporter activity. The transcript is spliced from 8 exons. Gene Ontology annotation, cellular component: membrane. Gene Ontology annotation, biological process: transmembrane transport. Lineage: Eukaryota; Metazoa; Chordata; Lepidosauria; Squamata; Gekkonidae.
UCUGUCUUCACCCUGGGAACGGCUGCCGGUGGCUUGGGCACCAUGUACUUCAACGACUGCUUGGGCCGCAAGCUGAGCAUCAUGUUUUCUGCAGUUCCUUCCGUCCUCGGGUACCUCCUGAUGGGUAGCGCACAAGAAGUCUGGAUGCUGCUGGUGGGAAGGCUGCUGACGGGGUUUGCAGGCGGUGUGACAUCUGCCUCCAUACCGGUCUACAUUUCUGAGAUCUCUCAUCCUGGGGUCCGAGGAGCUCUGGGUUCCUGCCCGCAGGUCAUGGCCGUCUUGGGUGCCCUCGUCCUCUACGCUUUAGGCCUCGUCCUCGACUGGCGUUGGCUGGCCGUGGCCGGGGAGGUGCCGGUCCUGCUCAUGGUCGUCUUGCUGUGCUUCAUGCCAGAGUCGCCGCGUUUCCUGAUCUCCAAGGGGAAGGAGGAGGAGGCCCUGAGCGCCCUGACUUGGCUGCGGGGCCAGGACGCCAAUUACUGGUGGGAGUACGAACAGAUCAAGGACAGCGUGAAGGAGCAGAGCCAACCAGUCACUUGGGCGGAGCUCAAGACCCCUUACAUCUACAAGCCAGUGGCCAUCACCUUGCUGAUGCGGUUCCUGCAGCAGCUCUGCGGCGUCACCCCCAUCCUCGUGUACCUGCAGGUGAUCUUUGACAGCACGGAGGUCAUUCUGGCGUCACAGUACGAUGCUGUUAUUGUGGGGGCCGUGCGGUUGGUGUCGGUCAUCUUUGCUGCGUCUUUCAUGGAUAGAGCUGGGAGAAAGAUCCUCCUCUACGCCUCAGCUUUCAUCAUGCUCGCCUCCAACCUGACCCUGGGGUUCUACAUCCACUACGUCCCUCUGCAUCCUACCAACGCCUCUGCGACAGCUGGCAACAGCAGCAACCCAAGCCCUGUCCCCCCCACAGCAAACGGCCUCACCGUCCUUCCUUUGAUCGCCACCAUGUCCUUCAUUGUAGGUUACGCCAUGGGUUGGGGCCCCAUCACCUGGCUGCUGAUGGGCGAGGUUCUCCCCCUGAAGGCACGAGGGGUGGUGUCCGGCCUGUGCGUGCUCGUCAGCUGGUUGACAGCCUUUGCCCUGACAAAAGCCUUUCUGCCAGUUAAGGAUUCCUUUGGCCUGGAAGUGCCUUUCUUUUUCUUCAGCAUCAUUUGCGUGAUGAACCUGAUCUUCACCAAAUGGUUGAUUCCCGAAACCAAAGGCAGGUCUUUGGAGCGGAUCGAAUCAUACUUCCGGACUGGGCGGAAGUCUUUUCUGGAAUCCUUCCGGCGCCACAGAUAAACCCACGAGAACUAAUUCAAGAUAGACGGGCAGGUGGGAGAUUUUUGAGGCCAGCAUGGGAUGACCAAAGGUGAUGACUGACCUCCAAGGGGAGAAGAGGGAUCGCCAGUUUUUUGGGAAACUCAUUUGCACUGGUUGACUUGCUUGUGGCCAAGAGCUAGUGUAGCAAGGGGAUCUGCACUGGGAAGCAGGGAGCCCCCACGUGAAUCCUACACUGGCCGUGAACUCACGAGGUGGUCUUUGGGAAGACACUUGUCCGCUCCACCGUGGCCCUCCUGCAGAAGAGGAACACCACCACCACCACCACCCUGUUGGGUCACCAGAGAGAUUCCUGAGGGCGUUGCCAGAGACGCUCAGAUCAUUCUGAAGCCUUUGCAGUCAUCACCCAAGCCCUCGUGGCUCCCAGCGGCCGAAAUGGCCGAGAGGUCUUUGACAACCCCACAACUGUGAAUCCAAGAGCCUUGGAGGCUCCGUGACCGGCGGCUCUGCUGCCCCCAAAGGGCCCUCUCUGCCGAUCCCAACAGGUGCUUGUUUGCUUACCACAGAGAAAUCUGUCCUCCUGGACAGUCAGUAUGGGAAGAGGAGGCAGCGGAGGGGCAACUCAGAGCAAAACUGGGUGAGAGCUUAACAGAUCCAUGAUCUAACAGAUCCCACAUCUUUUGUUAAAAAAAGAAAUAGCCACAAGGGUAUUGGUGGCGGGGGUGUCCAGCUGGUUCACUGGAGCACUUUAAACACUCUGUUUGCAGAACUGGAUAGAUUUGACUAGCUAAAAGCAACAUUUUGGAUCAGUCACCUUUUAUGGCACCUUUUAUGGCACAUAUAACAAAGAAGUUAGUGAAGCGGCCCUUGAGUAUUUAGAUUUCUUUCUCCCUCCCCAAUAAAUCAAACUUUGGUUCUGAAAGA